Thlaspi arvense is the source of this 1022-nucleotide messenger RNA. NCBI's taxonomy places the organism in Eukaryota, Viridiplantae, Streptophyta, Magnoliopsida, Brassicales, Brassicaceae. The record is from the annotation of a GenBank genome assembly.
UCUGAUCCAGCGAUGCAGUAGUUACUGAUCUUAAAAACAAAACAUAAAAAAAGAUUUUUUUUAUAAGAUAAAAUAAACAGAUUAUAAAGGAGAUAUCACCAUUGGAGAUCUCUCCGAUUCCUCAGCUCAAAACUAAGCAACCAACCCCACACACGCACAAAAGUAUUGUUGGGUUUUUCUCUCUCUAGCAAGACUUUCUCUCUCUAGUUCUCGACGAUUAUUAUUAUUCUCCGGUUUAAGCCAAAGAAAUGGGUAGUAGUUUCUUUGGAAGACCAAAAAUGGGUGGAUCUUCGUCUUCCUCACCAACAUCAUCUUCUUCUUCCCCUGCAAAACGAGGGAAGAACAAGAACGGUUCUGACAAGCCUAAGCAGCCACAGAGAGGUCUUGGCGUCGCGCAGUUGGAAAAGAUUAGAUUACAUGGCGAAUUUAACUGCAACAGUUUCAAUACUUAUCCUUCUUAUCAUCCCUCAACUUUCAAUCACCAGGAGGAUGUAAGGAUGCAAGGAGGAUAUCCAUCCAUACCAUCUUCAUCACCAUCAUCGGCUCAUUAUGGCUUUCAUCCAAACAUGAUGAUGAAUGCAAGUAAUGAUCAAUACGAGAGAACAACCAUAAGAUACGGAGAUUCUCAGCCUCACAUAGCACCAAGUUGGAACCCGAGCUACGGUAUCUUGGAGAGCCAACAUUUUGUGGAACCAAACAUAACCAGACACUUCUUACAUGAGGAUCCGAGAAAUAAAUCAUUGGGAUCAGGUAUUCAGAACUUCGAAACGAGUGACGCAACUGAGCCAGAUUUGGAGUUGAGAUUGUCACUUUGAUCAAUGUAUGAAGUCAUAUUAUUGAAAAGAGGUCAUGGAUUACAUUCCAAGCAAGUUAGGAAUAAAUAAUAUAUAGGUAAUUAUGAUUUAAUUUGAUUUUGGGUAUCGGAUUUUGAUAUCAAGAAAAUGUUUUUUUUUUCUUUUCUAAAGAGCAUGCUUGUAAAUUACAUAAUUUUAUAUAAAGCCAUCACCGUAUAUUAUAAGCCA